GUGCUGAAGCACAAAGAGUUUGCUCAUCUCCGGGAGGUGAAGAUGUUUCCUAAUGCCCUCAACCCACACAAGGAGGAGUCGCGGGCACUGGUCAAAGCCAUGAUUGACCAGGUCAUGGCGCUGCACGAAGACUUAAAAUGGUUUCACAUCGGAUGUGAUGAGGUGUACUACCUUGGCGAAGGAGAGGAGUCAAAGCAGUGGCUGCAGCAACAAGACAACACUCUAGAGAAGCUGUGCUUGUCCCACAUAAAAGCAGUAGCAAGUUGUGUGGCCUCAUCUUACCCCACUGUGACGCCCAUCGUGUGGGAUGAUAUGCUCAGAGGGAUAAGUGAGGAAACAUUGGCAGAGUCUGGGGUCCCACAGCUUGUGCAGCCAAUGAUCUGGGACUAUGCAGCAGACCUUGACGUGGAGGACAAAGUGCAUCUCAUAGAGAAGUAUCGUAGAUGUGGCUUCUCCAAGGUGUGGUUUGCUAGUGCUUUUAAAGGAGCUACAGGAGUGAAUCAGUCUCUAACGCUUAUUGGACACCAUUUAAAAAACCAUCUCCAAUGGCUGAAAGUGGCAAGCAAUAGCCCCGCUGAUGUCCUUGAAGGUAUCGCACUGACCGGCUGGCAAAGGUAUGAUCACUUCUCUGUUUUGUGUGAGCUUCUGCCUGUGGCAAUUCCAUCACUGGCUGUAUGUCUGCAGGCACUAACGAAUGGUGGCUAUUCUGAAAAGAUUAAAAAAAAUGUGGAAAAGCUCCUGGGAAUGUCCAACCUGGAAACUGAAACUUUCAUGAGUCUGGGGACCUUUCCUGGGAGCAAUAUCCUUACACUUGUGACGCAAGUUAGCUUCUACCUCAAGUCAUCAGUGGAUGAACUUCUUGAAAGGAACAGAUAUGUUACAGGCUGGUUCAGCCCCUACCACAGAAAAAGGAAGAUUAUUCAUCCUAUAAUAAUGCAUCACUUUCAACCAGAUGCAGUAAGUCUUCUCUCCAAGUGGAAUGCUGUGGUGCAAGACCUCCAAGCAGCCAUGGAGCAAGUUUUCCACAAGUGUACUGUAGAGGAGUGGAUGGAGGAGAACGUCCAUCCCAGCCUACAGAAGCUGCAGCAAGUGGUGGAUGACUUAGAUAAAGCAAUAAAAGCACAAAAUUAG
Pelecanus crispus (Dalmatian pelican) is the source of this 1131-nucleotide messenger RNA. Lineage: Eukaryota; Metazoa; Chordata; Aves; Pelecaniformes; Pelecanidae. The record is from RefSeq and is a predicted model, not a curated record.